CCACCCUUCACACUCUUUCACAAGCACAUUGUCAAAGCUAAAUAAAGCCAUGUUCUAGGAAGGGAAGAAGCAUCUUAGUCGCAGAAAGCAUAAAAGAAAAACAAAAACAAAAAAUGCUUAUGAUUUGAAAUACAACAAAAUUUUCUUAUUUCAGAUUUUGCUUUGAAGAUUUGUGUUCCGUUCUUGUUUCGGCAAUUCGUAAAGAAAAUGGUCCAAAAGUUUCACGCUUUUAUGUUCCCGUGGUUUGCUUUUGGUCAUAUGACUCCAUACUUGCAUCUAGCCAACAAGCUAGCCGAGAAAGGUCAUAAGGUUACUUUCUUGCUGCCCAAGAAAGCUCAGAAACAGUUGGAACAUCACAAUCUUUUCCCGGACAACAUCGCCUUUCAUCCACUAACUAUUCCUCCUGUUGACGGCCUCCCCGCUGGCGCUGAGACAGCCUCGGAUAUCCCCAUCUCAUUAGGGAAGUUUCUAACUGCAGCCAUGGAUCUGACACGUGAUCAGGUGGAAGCCGCGGUUCGUGCUUUGAGACCGGACAUGAUCAUAUUCGAUUUUGCGUAUUGGGUACCUGAAAUGGCCAAGGAGUAUAGAGUCACGAGUAUGUUGUACAGCGUGGUAUCAGCUACUGCUAUAGCUCAUGACCUUUCCCCUGGCAGCGAAUUAGGAGUUCCUCCACCUGGUUAUCCUUCAUCAAAGGUGUUGUUCCACCCACGUGAUGCUCACGCCUUGUUGUCUCUCUCCAUGUUCUACGAUAGGCUAUACCAUCGCAUAACCACAGGUCUUAUGAAUUGCGAUAUCAUUUCUAUUAGGACAUGCGAGGAAGUAGAAGGUAAAUUCUGCGAAUAUAUCGGACGUCAAUACCAGAGAAAGGUUCUUUUGACCGGUCCAAUGCUUCCUGAGCCAGACAAGAGUAAACCACUUGAAGAUCAAUGGAGUAGUUGGUUGGCCGGGUUUAGACAAAGCUCUGUCGUGUUCUGUGCAUUGGGAAGCCAAAUCACUCUUGAAAAGGAUCAAUUCCAAGAACUCUGUUUAGGAAUGGAGCUUACUGGUUUACCUUUCCUUGUAGCGGUAACGCCACCAAAAGGAGCAAGGACGAUUCAAGAAGCGUUACCAGAAGGGUUUGAGGAGAGGGUGAAGGGUCGUGGAAUAGUUUGGGGAGAAUGGGUGCAACAACCGUUGAUAUUGGCUCAUCCAUCAAUAGGCUGCUUUGUGACCCACUGUGGAUUUGGGUCAAUGUGGGAAUCUCUAAUGAGUGAUUGCCAAAUAGUCAUGCUUCCAUUUUUAGGUGAUCAGAUCCUCAACACUAGAUUGAUGACUGAGGAACUUGAGGUUUCGGUUGAAGUACCAAGAGAAGAAACAGGAUGGUUCUCCAAGGAAAGCUUGAGUGCUGCUAUCAUUUCCGUGAUGGACAAAGAUAGCGAGUUAGGGAAUCUGGUCAGGAGGAACCACAUCAGAUUGAAGGAGAUUUUGGUUAGUCCUGGGCUACUAAACCGGUUACACGGAUAAGUUUGUGGAAGCAUUGCAUGAUCUAGUCAACGUAACAAAUCUUGAAUGAAAUACUUUGCUUGUAAAGAAGAAUAUGCUCUCAUUGGUCUCUAUAUCCUACUAUAAAAUAAUUUACGAUAUAAAAUACAAAAUCAUGUUGGUGGGGUUUCUAUCAAACAGUUAUAGUCAUAUGCAAUAAGUUCAACGUC
Molecule: messenger RNA, 1691 nt
Organism: Raphanus sativus (radish)
Lineage: Eukaryota; Viridiplantae; Streptophyta; Magnoliopsida; Brassicales; Brassicaceae
Product: UDP-glycosyltransferase 79B9-like
Exons: 1
Coding region: 208-1503 (431 amino acids)
Molecular function (GO): UDP-glycosyltransferase activity
Source: RefSeq, a predicted model, not a curated record